GUGGGUCAUUUUUUGCACCAUCAUUGUAAUAUUAUUAAAUCAUACUGAUCUCAGAUUUAGUUCUUGCUCGCAGUAAGUUUAAUGUUGUUUUCCUUAUUGCUAGACUACUAUUAACAGCUGAAGAUUGCACAAUAUGUGAUUGGCCUUUUGUGUGAGAUAAAUAAGUGGAAUUCAGCAUGUUGGGUCUCAGUCAGACCAUAUUAUAUUGACGAAACCAUGUUAUUUUGUCUUAUGCCUACUUUUUCAUUAUCUUGAAUCCUGUUUUAUCUGGGAGAAGGAGAAGUAGAUAUUUGUGAUAGAUGUCUGACAGUUACGAUUCUCAUAUGGGUAUCCUAAGCCAAUGAAUUACAAUGCUUUGACAUUUUUAGUAGAGACUUUAGAUUUCUGGCUCUUCUGCAGUGCUACCAUGUGUUCAAAUAUAAAUCAUUACAUUGAUCAAGUUUGAGCUGGGAUAUUGCAUAAAUUCACUUCAUCAUUAAACAAACUGUUCUGAAAUUAAUAUAAUAAAGUACAUGUCCUCAUAAGUUCAUUCCAUUGGGCAAAAAUUCUGUAGUGGUAUCUGAAAACAUAUUUAGAGGCCCCCGCCUUGUAACUGCUUGCAAACCAAUACAAAAGGAAAUCCUUGAACACCUCAUGUACUCUGUGGUUGCCAUUUGACAGUUGUAUGCUUAAGGAUUUAUUUUUUCCAAUCUCUUGUUUUCAAUUUUUUAAAUACUGUUAGAGAAAUGUGUAACUAGUUUCAGCUGAUUCCCUCAGAACAAAUUUCUUCACAGUUUGCAAUAAUUUCAAAUUGUCUGAAAUGUCAUGCGUUUUCAUCCUGUUAAGCUCUUUAUUGCAUAUAAUCUGAUUGUAAUUGUUCGGUGAUGAUUAUCGUUGUUGUCUAUGUGGUUUCUGAGCUGCUGGAGAUACUUUGGUACAUGCACAGUGAUCGAGCUGGUUGUUGAAAUGCAGGAUGGGCAUAGACAGGAAGGAUGUCAGAGUUGUUUGCCACUUUAAUAUCCCCAAGUCAAUGGAAUCCUUCUAUCAAGAGUCUGGUAGAGCUGGUCGUGAUCAACUUCCCUCCCAGAGUCUACUGUAUUAUGGAGUGGAUGAUCGCAGAAGAAUGGAAUUUAUUUUGGGUAACACUGAGAGCAAGAAGUUACAGUUCUCAAGCUUGCAAGAGGGGCCCUCCAAGAAGUCACUGGCUGAUUUCCACCAGAUGGUUGAAUAUUGCGAGGAAUCUGGUUGUCGUAGGAAAAAGAUCCUUGAGAGUUUUGGGGAGCAGCAGGUAACUUCGUCAUUAUGUGCGAAAUCUUGUGAUGCAUGCAAACACCCUAAAUUAGUUUCCAAGCAUUUGGAGGACCUUACAACUGUUUGCGCAAGUCGACCCAGAUAUGGAUCCUCUUGGAUAUCAAUGAGCAGUGCUUCAGAUGUCAAUGGUGAAGAACAAUUCUCGGAAUUCUGGAAUCGUGAUGAUGAAGCUAGUGGAAGUGAGGAAGAUAUAUCUGAUUCUGAUGAUGCUGUAGAAGUUGCAAAGAGCUUAGCACAGUCCGGUAAAUCAUUAGAAUCUAGACUAGAUGACAGGAUUGAGUUGUUGCAGUGUGCAGAAGAGAACUAUUACAGGAUUAAAAGUCCAGACAAGCAGGUUAAUAAGGUUGACAAAAAAGCCAUAUCUGAAACAUUACGGGAGUCGGGCGAGCAAAGAUUAUUAAAUGCACUGAAGCAGGACGAACAUCGUUUCAACAACUUAAAGAUUGACUUUGUGACAUCUGCUUCUAAACUUGAAAACGACUGCUAUAAGAAAUACGGCAAGGCUGGGAAGGGGUUUUAUCUAUCACAGAUGGCAAGUACAGUGAGGUGGUUGUCAACGGCAAGCCCUGAUGAUUUGACAUCUAGACUUGGGACCGGGGCUUGUACUACAUUGGAGGAUAAAAGUCCGAGACCAAAUACUUUGCCAUCACCCUCUGAGAUAAAACCAGCAUUAACACAACUCGCUGAUGAAAAAAUCGAUGGCAGCAAUGGAUCUGAUGCCCCAUUGCUUUCUCAAGAAACAGAGCUUCCACCAAUUCCUUCUUUCUCAGAGUUCAUUAACAAAAGAAAUGCAGAGGAAAAGAAAUCGACUCUUUCUAAAAGGCAGUCGAUGGAAGGAAUUCACACGGGUAUCAAGAAGAAAACAAAAUAUCAGUAAUGUUGAAUGUGGCUCUGGCUUUUUGGGCCUCUUGGUUAUUACCUGCACCAGAUUAUAGUCUUGUGCGUAUGGAUGCCCUUGCCAUUUGUUUUCUUAUUACCAUAUUGGAAAAAGGAUAUAUGCUUUACUACAUCCUUGAGUUUCAGAACUCAAAACCUCUUUCAAGUUUUUAAGCUUUUUAGUAGUAGUUUUCUGUGAUUUUCCGACCCGCCAUCUUCACUUCCAAUUUCAUUCUCAUUUUAAUGUUAAUGGCUGAUUGUUAGUAAGUAGGGCUAAUUAUUGACUUGAAUAGUUUAAUUUGGUCAUUUUAGCAAAUGGUUAGCUAAUUUGGUUUGUAAGUAGGUUUAAUGUAUUGUUAAAGGCUCGCUUUAUUUUGAAGCUAGUUUUAUAAUUUAUCCCACGUUAAAACUUUAAA
Messenger RNA from Olea europaea var. sylvestris, 2582 nucleotides. RefSeq names its product ATP-dependent DNA helicase Q-like 3. NCBI's taxonomy places the organism in Eukaryota, Viridiplantae, Streptophyta, Magnoliopsida, Lamiales, Oleaceae. The record is from RefSeq and is a predicted model, not a curated record. The transcript is spliced from 9 exons. Gene Ontology annotation, molecular function: four-way junction helicase activity; 3'-5' DNA helicase activity. Gene Ontology annotation, biological process: double-strand break repair via homologous recombination. Gene Ontology annotation, cellular component: cytoplasm; chromosome. The coding region runs from base 953 to 2167 and encodes 404 amino acids.